Messenger RNA from Onychomys torridus (southern grasshopper mouse), 2352 nucleotides. Its product is annotated as vomeronasal type-2 receptor 116-like. Gene Ontology annotation, molecular function: G protein-coupled receptor activity. Gene Ontology annotation, biological process: G protein-coupled receptor signaling pathway. The coding region runs from base 70 to 2352 and encodes 760 amino acids. The record is from RefSeq and is a predicted model, not a curated record. The transcript is spliced from 6 exons. NCBI's taxonomy places the organism in Eukaryota, Metazoa, Chordata, Mammalia, Rodentia, Cricetidae. Gene Ontology annotation, cellular component: membrane.
AUUUUUAGAAUACCAACAGAGAAAUUUGAUUUUUUUCUGGCAUUGAUUUUUGCUACUGCAGAGAUCAACAUGAACCCUUAUCUUUUACCCAACAUGUCUUUGCUAUUUUCCAUCCUUGUUGGCAUGUGUUCCGAUACAUUGAAUAUAAUCAAUCUAAAACAUUCACCACAAGCAAAUUUUUCAACUAUUCCUAAUUAUGAGUGUGGAGUGUCUACAUGUGAUGUAUCACUUAUAGGACCAUCAUGGAGUACAUCUAUAAAAAUGACAACCAUUAUCACAUCUCCAAAGAUAUUCUUUGGACCAUUUCAUCCUAUCCUGAGUGAUAAUGUCCUAUUUCCCUGUGUCUACCAAAUAGCACACAAGGAUACAUGUUUGCCCAAGGCCAUGGUCUCUUUGAUGCUUUAUUUUGCAUGGACCUGGGUAGGGCUGGUUGUCUCAGAUGAUGACCAAGGGAUUCAGUUUCUCUCAGACUUAAGAGAAGAGAUGCAAAGAAAUGGAGUCUGCUUAGCUUUUGUGAAUGUGAUCACAGAUAACAUUCAAUUAUACACAGCAAGGGCUGGAAUAUAUGACAAACAAAUAAUGGCAUCAUCAGCAAAGGCUGUUAUUAUUUAUGGGGAAAUGAACUCUACCCUAGAAGUCAGCUUCAGAAGGUGGGGAUAUUUAGGUGUACAGAAAAUCUGGGUCACCACCUCACAAUGGGAUGUCACCACAAGUAAGAAAGAUUUCAGCCUUGACCCCUUCCAAGGGACUGUCACUUUUGCACACCACCAUGGUAAGGUUUCCAAAUUUAGGAAUUUUAUGCAAAUAGUGAACAUUUCCAAAUAUCCAGUAGACAUUUCUCAGAUGAGAACAAAGUGGAAUUAUUAUAACUGUUCAGUCUCUGAGACCAACUUUAGUUCAAUGAAUUAUUAUUCAUUCAACACUACAUUAGAGUGGUUAUCAAAACACAAAUUUGACAUGGCCAUGAGUGAAAGAGGUUACAAUUUAUACAAUGCUGUGUACGCUGUUGCCCACACCUACCAUGAAAUUGUUUAUCAACUAGUAGAUUCUCAGCCUAUAGCUGUACUCAGAGGAAUAUUCCGUGACUGUCAUCAGAUGGCUUCUUUGCUGAAGAACAGGGUAUUUAUGAACCCUAUUGGAGAGCUGGUGGACUUGAAUCUGAGAGGAAAACUGUGUGCAGACUAUGACAUAUACAACAUUUGGAAUUUCCCACAAGGCUUUGGAUUAAAGGUGAAACUAGGAGGUUACUCCUCCUAUUUCCCACAGAGCCAACAACUGCACAUUUCUGAAGACUUGGAGCAGACCAUUGGAGCAACACUUCUUCCGACUUCUACAUGCAGUGUGACAUGCACUCCUGGAUUCAGGAAAUUUCAUCAGGAACACACAGCAGACUGCUGCUUUGACUGUGUCUGGUGCCCAGAAAAUGAUGUUUCCAAUGAGACGGCAGAUAUGGAGCAGUGUAUGCACUGUCCAGAGGAUCAGUAUUCCAACACAGAGCACACACGUUGCCUGCAAAGACAUGUCUCCUUUCUAGCUUAUGAAGACCCAUUGGGGAUGACUCUGGCUUGCAUGUCCCUGUGCUUCUCUGCCCUCACAGCUCUUGUUCUUGGUGCUUUUGUGAAGUACAAUGACACUCCCAUUGUGAAGGCCAAUAACCGCAUUCUCAGCUACAUCCUACUGAUCUCCAUCACAAUCUGUUUCCUCUGCUCAUUGCUCUUCAUUGGGCAUCCCCACAUAGUCACGUGCAUCCUUCAGCAGACCACAUUUGGAGUCUUUUUCACAGUGGCUCUGUCUACAGUCUUGGCCAAGACUAUUACGGUUGUCUUGGCCUUUAAGCUCACGACUCCAGGAAAAAGGAUGAGAGGGAUACUGGUAUCAGGGGCACCUAAAUUUGUCAUUCCCAUCUGCACCCUGGUCCAACUCAUUCUCUGUGGAAUCUGGCUGUUCACGUCCCCUCCAUUUAUUGACACAGAUACACACUCUGAACAUGGACAGAUCAUCAUUGUGUGCAGCAAAGGCUCAGUCAUUGCAUUCCAUUUUGUCCUGGGAUACUUGGGCUCCUUGGCUCUGGGGAGCUUCACUGUGGCUUUCUUGGCCCGGAAUCUUCCUGACAGAUUCAAUGAAGCUAAAUUCCUGACCUUCAGCAUGCUGGUGUUCUGUAGUGUCUGGGUCACCUUCCUCCCUGUCUACCACAGCACCAAGGGGAAAGUCAUGGUCGCUGUGGAGGUCUUCUCCAUCUUGGCCUCCAGUGCCGGAUUGUUAGGGUGCAUCUUUGUCCCAAAAUGUUAUGUUAUUUUCAUAAGACCAGAUUUAAAUUCUCUUCAAAACUUCAGGGAUAAAUCACUUUAUUGA